AUGACAAGAAGCCACAGAAAAAUUGGUGUAUUUGAAUAUGAUAGCGACGAAUUUGCAACAACAGAGGAAAGAAAAGAAUCAAGAAAAGCCUUCAGAAAGAAUGUGAGGAAUGUUUUUGGUCAAACAGGAAAAGCAGUUGUGGUGGAUUUAGAUGUUCCUAAACGUUCUAAAAGAAGAUGGAAUAAAGGAACGUUUACGGAAAGUCAAAUGAUGAAUUCAUUGGAUCUAGCUCAAAAAUUCAGAGAAUUGGAUGAAUUUGAACAAGUACAAGAGGAAUGCAAAGAAAAUUUGAAACAAAAGGUUAGAUCUAAAAUGUUUGAGGAGUUUUGUGAAAGGAAAUCACCAAAAGUUGUAAAAAGGAUAUUGAAAAAAUUGGAAAGAGAAGGGAAGGAUACAAUUUAUGAUGACAUGAGCACUGACAGUGAAACUGAAAGACAAGUCGAAAGAUGGGUUCAAGAUAACAUUAAUUCUGAUAUUAAAGAAACUAGGAAAUAUAUUGAAAAUGAAAGUCUCAACUCAUUUUCACUAUUCAGACAAAGAAAGCAAAAGUAA
Naegleria gruberi is the source of this 552-nucleotide messenger RNA. RefSeq lists its product as uncharacterized. Bases 1 to 552 code for a protein of 183 amino acids. The record is from RefSeq and is a predicted model, not a curated record. The transcript has a single exon. NCBI's taxonomy places the organism in Eukaryota, Heterolobosea, Eutetramitea, Acrasida, Naegleriidae.